UGACGACCAGAGACGACAAGUACCAUACUGCGGAUUGAUCACCGCAUCAAUCACAAGGUCCACGAAAGGCCAACAACAACACCCCGACCCACACCACUUCAUAUCCUGUCCCACACCAUAUGGCACACCACCUCCUCAUCAAAUGUUGGUUGCAAAACCUUUGUUUCCAGUGGUUUUGCAUGUUUUAUUCCACCACUUCCCCUCAAGACACACCUCAUCAUGCAGGAUAUGCAUUUCGGUUCCUAAACGAAAAAGGCCCCCCCCAGCUAACGCUCUAGGAACUCAACGCACGUGCCCCAACACAAUCACGCCCCUCAGCACCUCGGUGCGGGCGGAGCAUGAGGAACUAAAGCUUCGCGAGAGCAUGGGCUACGAUGCGAAGAAAAUGGCGGAGCUUUGGAGUGCUCCACCACCACUAAAGGAGCUAGAGUUGAAGUUGACGCACUACCAGAACGAUGACCAGCAGCUCACCCUGACAGUGGUGAACAACUUGCUGGUUCGACAGUUGAAGGAGCGCAUCGUAGAGGAAGUCGGCAGAGGGACCCCCUCCAAGAUCAUGCUGUCGGUGAGCGGUGAAAACGCACUCAAUGAUGAUGUUGCUCUUAGCUCUCUGGAGAACGAGAUACAAGGCGGAUUGCUGGUGAUGGGCAUUGACAUGUCCAAAGGCAAAGAGGUCAGAAUCAAGCUCGUUCAUGCAGCAUCAGACACUCCGCAAAGCCUCACUUUGACCGUCUUAGACACUGUCACCAUGCUCGAGCUACGGCGGCAGAUCAUGGAAAGACUGGGAGAGACGAGCUUGAGCAAAUGCAAGCUUGUGCGGAGAGUUGCUGCUGGUGGCUUUCAGGGUCUGGGCGAUGACGAGCGACUCAACAAGAAGCGAGAACUUUUGUUCGGGAACCCAGAGGAAGAUCCGCCAGUCACUUCCAAAGCGGAGGAGGCGCCCAAGAAGGUAAGCGAAGGGACCAAGCCGAAGGCAAAGCCCAAGGCGGAGCAAACUGCGCCAAAGAAGGAGGUGUCUCAGCUCAAGGCUGCAGAAGAGGUGAAGCCAAAAGUUCAAAGUGCAAAGGAGCUCUCUGUGGCACAGCCUCGCGAGAUGCACGUGAAGAUUACGCACCUUCUUGAAGCGGACCAAGAGAUGUCCCUGGGAGUCUCAAGCGACUUCUUGGUGCGAGAGUUGAAGGACUUUAGCAUUGCGAGGAUGAAAAGCGAUGGCACGGAUCCUGUAAAGGCACGGGCUUCUUUGGGCCCGCUCUUUGCCUCUGCUUGCAUGGCACCCCUUCGGAAUCGACAGCUCCCUGUGAGCAAAAAGGGCUUCGAGGACUUCUUCGCAGUGGUUUGGCAAAACCGCUCCGAUCCCAAGAUCGUGGCACUGACCUCGCGAAUCGAAGGCCUGCUUGGCGUGCCUGCAGGGCAGUGGUUUGGCUUUGCCUCAUAACCGCUGCUGAAGGCCCACUGAGAUUGGUAAAGUUUUCACCCAUGAGCCGCUGCAUGAAGGCCUGCACGGGGCAAGCGUGUAAGUUUUGCUGCAAGCUUCUGGGAGCAUCGAGAACUUGUUUGAAGAAAGCUGUCCUGGUUUUUGAGUAUCCGUUUGGAUGAACUGGAUGUUUCGAGGUGCUUUUGAUGUUUCUUGUGUCCCUCUUUGCUCCCGUUUUUCGUGGAAAAGAUCCACCGGGUGAUCGAUGUGGCCGUAGGUUGUCGCCGACCCCGUGUGCAAUGCACAUGGAUAUUUUCCAUUUACGACAUGCGUCGAUCACCACAUCUUGGUGUGGCAAAA
This is a messenger RNA of Durusdinium trenchii, 1774 nucleotides long. NCBI's taxonomy places the organism in Eukaryota, Dinophyceae, Suessiales, Symbiodiniaceae. The record is from the annotation of a GenBank genome assembly.